GGGAAGAAGACAGCAAAAGUCCACUUUGGUUGAAUUGAAUAUUAGUUUCAGUCUGCAGAGACGACGCCCUUCACGUAGCCACCAGCCGUACCAUUACAGUAGUUGGUGUGAGAACCUCAAAAGUUUCUUAUUUGCAAAAAAUGCCCAUUUAACUUCCUUUUCGAUGUUUCUUAUGUUCUGUGUUUUAAAACAAAACCUCUCUUGUCUAGCCUAACUUUUCCUUCGCCUCUCUGUAGUAGAGUACGUUUGAUGAUGGCGUCUCUGUCUUCCUCCGUCACUUCACGUCCAUAUCGUUCUGGUUAUUCGGGUUCUUUCUCACCGGUUAACGGUAGUAACAGACAUCGAUCACUCUCGUUCCUGUCUGCUUCUCCUCGAGGAUUGAGUUCUCAUGAGCUCUGUAUUAGAUUCCAGAGGAACUCCACUCGUAGUUCUGUCUUUAUGCAAGAUGGUGCAGUAGUCACUAAUUCAAGUUCAACAGAGAGUACAUCUUCUCUUAAGGGAUUGAAAGAGGUGUUAUCAGUUAUAGCUCAAGAAGCAGCCAAGGUUGGAGAAGGUUCUGAUGGUCAGAAUCAGUCAACAGUUAGUAUCACGGUGGUUGGAGCCUCUGGUGAUCUCGCCAAGAAGAAGAUUUUCCCUGCCCUUUUCGCACUUUACUAUGAAGACUGUCUUCCCGAGCAUUUUACGAUAUAUGGUUAUUCUAGGAGUAAGAUGACUGAUGUUGAACUUAGAAACAUGGUCAGCAAAACUCUGACCUGCAGGAUUGAUAAGAGGGCAAACUGUGGUGAGAAGAUGGAAGAGUUUCUCAAGAGAUGUUUUUACCAUUCUGGUCAGUAUGAUUCUCAGGAACAUUUUACUGAACUGGACAAGAAGCUCAAGGAACAUGAGGCUGGAAGAAUCUCGAACCGCCUCUUCUAUUUGUCUAUCCCUCCAAACAUAUUUGUAGACGCUGUGAAAUGUGCAAGCUCUUCCGCUUCAUCUGUCAAUGGAUGGACUAGAGUCAUUGUUGAGAAGCCUUUUGGCCGAGAUUCUGAGACCUCCGCUGCUUUAACCAAAUCCCUCAAGCAGUACUUGGAGGAAGAUCAAAUUUUCAGGAUAGACCAUUACCUAGGAAAGGAGCUAGUAGAGAACUUAUCCGUUCUUAGAUUCUCAAACCUUAUAUUCGAACCUCUAUGGUCAAGACAGUACAUAAGGAACGUCCAAUUCAUAUUCUCUGAGGACUUUGGCACUGAAGGACGUGGAGGGUACUUUGACCACUACGGAAUCAUAAGAGAUAUAAUGCAGAAUCAUCUCCUUCAAAUCUUAGCCCUCUUUGCCAUGGAAACACCUGUUAGUCUAGAUGCAGAGGAUAUCAGAAACGAAAAGGUCAAGGUUUUGCGUUCAAUGAGGCCAAUCCAAGUUGAAGAUGUGGUGAUAGGACAGUACAAGAGCCACACAAAGGGAGGAGUCACAUAUCCAGGCUACACCGAUGAUAAAACUGUACCGAAAGAUAGUCUGACUCCAACGUUUGCAGCUGCUGCUCUUUUCAUCGACAAUGCAAGAUGGGAUGGUGUGCCUUUUCUGAUGAAAGCUGGCAAAGCACUACACACCAGGAGGGCGGAGAUAAGGUUGCAGUUCAGGCAUGUUCCAGGGAACUUGUAUAACAGGAAUAAUACUGGUUGUGAUCUUGAUAAAGCUACAAACGAGCUUGUGAUCCGUGUCCAGCCUGAUGAAGCAAUCUAUUUGAAGAUAAACAACAAGGUCCCUGGUUUAGGAAUGAGACUAGAUCGAAGUAACUUGAAUCUUUUAUAUUCAGCAAGGUAUUCGAAAGAGAUACCAGAUGCGUAUGAGAGGCUUCUGCUGGAUGCAAUAGAAGGAGAAAGAAGGUUGUUCAUAAGAAGUGACGAGCUUGAUGCAGCUUGGUCACUGUUCACUCCAUUGCUUAAAGAGAUUGAAGAGAAGAAGAGAAUCCCUGAGUACUAUCCUUAUGGGAGUCGUGGUCCAGUUGGUGCUCAUUAUCUAGCUGCUAAGCAUAAGGUCCAAUGGGGUGACAUCAGCCUUGACCAGUGAAAGAGUCGGAUCAAAUGAUUUGUUUGUGUUGUCAUUAUACCCUUGAUAUAGAUUUUAUGUUGUAGGGUCAAGUUUUUCUACGUUUCUUUAGUUUUCAACAGCUAUUCCUUUGAAUAAUUGUGCAUUUGGUUGUGCAAUUAAUAAAUAUAUAAAAACCAAUGUCAAAC
Molecule: messenger RNA, 2213 nt
Organism: Brassica rapa (field mustard)
Lineage: Eukaryota; Viridiplantae; Streptophyta; Magnoliopsida; Brassicales; Brassicaceae
Product: glucose-6-phosphate 1-dehydrogenase 2, chloroplastic
Biological process (GO): pentose-phosphate shunt, oxidative branch; glucose metabolic process
Cellular component (GO): chloroplast stroma
Molecular function (GO): glucose-6-phosphate dehydrogenase activity; NADP binding
Source: RefSeq, a predicted model, not a curated record